AUGGCGGGACCAAAAUUUUAUGCCGGUUUUGACAGUGUGCCGGGUUGUGCCGUGUUGGCAGGUGUCACUAUCGAGACCAGUGUAGCAGUGAAACUAGAAGUAGUGUUCACUCCGGAGCUGGAAGUAGUGUCCGCUCCUGAGCUGGAAGUCUUGUCGCCUCCUGAACUCGAUGUUGUCUCCCCUCCUGAACUAGAAGUGGUGACUGUCCCUGAACUAGAAGUAGUGGCUGCUCCUGAACUAGAAGUGGUGGCUACUCCUGAACUGGAAGUGGUGGCUGCUCCUGAACUCGAUGUUGUCUCCCCUCCUGAACUAGAAGUGGUGGCUGCCCCUGAACUGGAAGUAGUAGCUGCUCCUGAACUAGAAGUGGUGGCUGCCCCUGAACUGGAAGUUGUGGCUUCUCCUGAACUGGAAGUAGUGGCUGCUCCUGAACUAGAAGUGGUGGCUACUCCUGAACUAGAAGUGGUGGCUACUCCUGAACUGGAAGUAGUGGCUGCUCCUGAACUAGAAGUGGUGGCUGCUCCUGAACUAGCAGUGGUGGCUGCUCCUGAACUAGAAGUGGUGGCUACUCCUGAACUAGAAGUGGUGGCUUCUCCUGAACUAGAAGUGGUGGCUGCUCCUGAACUAGAAGUGGUGGCUGCUCCUGACCUGGGAGUAGUGGCUACUCCUGAACUAGAAGUGGUGGCUACUCCUGAACUAGAAGUGGUGGCUGCUCCUGACCUGGGAGUAGUGGCUACUCCUGAACUAGAAGUGGUGGCUGCUCCUGAACUAGAAGUGGUGGCUACUCCUGAACUAGAAGUGGUGGCUGCCCCUGAACUGGAAGUGGUGGCGGCUCCUGAACUAGAAGUGGUGGCUACCCCUGAACUAGAAGUGGUGGCUGCUCCUGAACUGGAAGUGGUGGCUGCCCCUGAACUGGAAGUGGUGGCUGCUCCUGACCUGGGAGUAGUGGCUACUCCUGAGCUAGAAGUGGUGGUUACUCCUGAACUGGAAGUGGUGGCUGCUCCUGAACUGGAAGUAGUAGCUGAUCCUGAACUAGAAGUAGUGGCUGCCCCUGAACUGGAAGUGGUGGCUUCUCCUGAACUGGAAGUAGUGGCUGCUCCUGAACUAGAAGUGGUGGCUACUCCUGAACUAGAAGUGGUGGCUACUCCUGAACUGGAAGUGGUGGCGGCUCCUGAACUAGAAGUGGUGGCUACUCCUGAACUAGAAGUGGUGGCUGCUCCUGAACUGGAAGUGGUGGCUGCCCCUGAACUGGAAGUAGUGGCUGCUCCUGAACUAGACGUGGUGUCUACUCCUGAACUGGAAGUGGUGGCUGCCCCUGAACUGGAAGUGGUUGCUGCUCCUGAACUAGAAGUGGUUGCUACUCCUGAACUAGAAGUGGUGGCUGCUCCUGAACUAGAAGUGGUGGCUGCUCCUGAGCUAGAAGUGGUGGCUACUCCUGAACUAGAAGUGGUGGCUUCUCCUGAACUGGAAGUGGUGGCUGCCCCUGAACUAGAAGUGGUGGCUGCUCCUGAACUAGUAGUGGUGGCUGCUCCUGAACUAGAAGUGGUGGCUACUCCUGAACUAGAAGUGGUGGCUACUCCUGAACUGGAAGUGGUGGCUGCUCCUGAGCUGGAAGUAGUGGCUUCUCCGGAGCUGGAAGUGGUAGCUGCUCCUGAACUAGAAGUGGUGGCUACUCCUGAACUGGAAGUGGUGGCUGCUCCUGAACUAGAAGUGGUGGCUACACCUGAACUAGAAGUGGUGGCUGCUCCUGAACUGGAAGUGGUGGCUUCUCCUGAACUGGAAGUGGUGGCUGCCCCUGAACUAGAAGUGGUGGCUGCUCCUGAACUAGCAGUGGUGGCUGCUCCUGACCUGGGAGUAGUGGCUACUCCUGAACUAGAAGUGGUGGCUACUCCUGAACUAGAAGUGGUGGCUACUCCUGAACUAGAAGUGGUGGCUGCUCCGGAGCUGGAUGUGGUGGCUGCUCCUGAACUAGAAGUGGUGGCUGCUCCUGAACUAGAAAUAGUGGCUACUCCGGAGCUGAAAGUGGUGGCUGCUCCUGAACUCGAAGUGAAGUGGUGGCUGCUCCUGAACUGGAAGUGGUGGCUUCUCCUGAACUAG
Messenger RNA from Haliotis rubra (blacklip abalone), 2094 nucleotides. Its product is annotated as retinitis pigmentosa 1-like 1 protein. The record is from RefSeq and is a predicted model, not a curated record. Bases 1 to 2094 code for a protein of 697 amino acids. Lineage: Eukaryota; Metazoa; Mollusca; Gastropoda; Lepetellida; Haliotidae. The transcript is spliced from 3 exons.